Messenger RNA from Caenorhabditis bovis, 831 nucleotides. The record is from the annotation of a GenBank genome assembly. Lineage: Eukaryota; Metazoa; Nematoda; Chromadorea; Rhabditida; Rhabditidae.
AUGUUGUCAUCAUCGUUAAUACGCAGUUUUGCUCAGAAUCUGAGUCAACAAUCAUCGAGAAACACUUGGGUAUUAAAGCGAGUUUUCACUCCAGAGGUAACACCACCUGGAGGAAUUCAGAAGAAUCCCAACGAUCAUCAUGAUUUUCAAAAAUACGAAACUGUUGAAUAUGAAACAUUAAAGAAAGCUGGUCCACUUAGAAUUAUUCUUCUGGAAGAUGUCGAAGGAAUUGGUCACCAAUUCGAUGUGGUCAAUGUAGAUCGAAUGAGAGCUCGAACUGACUUAUUAUUGUCUAGAAAAGCCGUUUAUGCAUCACCAUUCGAUCUUAAAUAUUACGCAGAUAUGAAAGAGAAAAUGGCUGACGAAUUGGCAGCUCGUGUACGUAUUCCAUAUGAACUGCUUGUUGUUGGACGAGAUUUGCAAAAAAUGGUUGUGCCGAUUAAAGUUAAUGUGGAUAAUGCAUGGACAAUUGAGAGAAAGUUGGUGAAAGUAUCAUUGCGGCAACAAGGAGUAUUUGUUGAUGAAAAUACAAUAUUUCUACCACCAAAGGCAAUCAGUGGUCCAAAUUUCGAUAUUGAGGCCAAAUUAUUCCGAUUCUACAUUGUCAUCAACAAACAGUACAUUGUUCCGAUGAUUGGCCGUAUUUCACAUAUUUCCGUUGAUGAAUCUAAACAGGUCAUUUCUCCAAUAAUCUCAUCGCCAAAAGACGAAGAAUUGGCUCGAUUUGGCAUCCGAAAAGAAUAUCCAUUGUACAGUAAAGAUCAGGAAUUCGGUCCAGAUUUCGAUGUGUUUGAACACAUGAAGAUUAAUGCACCUUUAAAACCAACAUAA